This is a messenger RNA of Aplosporella prunicola CBS 121167, 939 nucleotides long. RefSeq lists its product as uncharacterized. Gene Ontology annotation, cellular component: cytosolic large ribosomal subunit. The transcript is spliced from 3 exons. Gene Ontology annotation, biological process: ribosomal large subunit assembly; ribosome biogenesis; cytoplasmic translation. NCBI's taxonomy places the organism in Eukaryota, Fungi, Ascomycota, Dothideomycetes, Botryosphaeriales, Aplosporellaceae. The record is from RefSeq and is a predicted model, not a curated record. Gene Ontology annotation, molecular function: structural constituent of ribosome; large ribosomal subunit rRNA binding. Bases 1 to 939 code for a protein of 312 amino acids.
AUGGGGGGCAAGUCUACUCAAAAGGCCGCUUACUUCGAUAAGCUCAAGAGCCUCCUCGAGACCUACAAGUCCAUCUUCAUCGUUGGCGUCGACAAUGUCUCGUCCCAGCAGAUGCACGAGAUCCGUAUCUCCCUCCGUGGUGAGGGUGUUGUCCUGAUGGGCAAGAACACCAUGGUCCGCCGUGCUAUCCGUGGCUUCAUCGCUGAGAACCCCGAGUACGAGCGUCUCCUUCCCCACGUCAAGGGCAACGUCGGUUUCGUCUUCACCAACGGCGACCUCAAGGACAUCCGUGAGAAGAUCCUUGCGAACCGUGUUGCCGCUCCCGCCAGGGCUGGUGCCGUCGCUCCCGCCGAUGUGUGGAUCCCGGCCGGUAACACUGGUAUGGAACCCGGCAAGACCUCUUUCUUCCAGGCUCUCGGUGUUCCUACCAAGAUUGCCCGUGGUACCAUUGAAAUCACCACGGACCUCAAGCUCGUUGAGGCCAACACCAGGGUCGGUGCUUCCGAGGCUACCCUGCUCAACAUGCUUAACAUCUCUCCCUUCACCUACGGUAUGGGUAUCUUCCAGAUCUACGACCAGGGCCAGACCUUCGAUGCUUCGAUCCUCGACAUUGAGGAGGAGCAGCUCCUGAAGGCUUUCUCCAGCGCCAUUACGACCAUUGCUUCCGUGUCGCUGGCCAUCAACUACCCUACCCUGCCUUCCGUCAUGCACUCCAUUGUCAACAACUACAAGAAGGUUCUGUCCGUUGCCAUCGAGACCGACUACUCUUGGGAGGGCAUCGAGGAGCUCAAGGACCGUAUCCAGAACCCCGACAAGUACGCCUCCGCCGCCCCUGCCGCCGCCGCCGGUGGUGCUGCCGAGGCUCCCAAGGAGGAGGCCAAGCCUGCUGAGGAGGAAGAGGAGGAGGACGAGGAUAUGGGCUUCGGUCUGUUCGACUAA